AUGCCGUCGAUCGCUCUCGCCCUCGCCGGGUUCGAAUACGCGGACGCCAAACGCUUCCAGGAGCAGCUCCUCCCCGAGUACGACGUGGUACAGAGCAACAGCGCCAUCGACUGGCAGCUGGCGUUCAUGAUCAACUUCUCCUGCCGCGGCGCGACGGACUUCCCCGUAAGCUCGUUCGGCAUCGGCACCAACGGGACCAAACCGGAGGAGGAGCGCAAGACGCCGCGCGCCGUCAUUGUCAGCGCCCGCGCCGACGCCGCCGACGUCGGCGAGUUCAAGGCCGAGGUCGGUAAAUACCACCCCAACUUCUUGAUCCUGUGCCUCGCCCCGCCGGCCGGGGACGGUGAUGGUGCCACCCCCGAUGAUGCGGAGCCGGCUGUGGAAACGGUGCGGGAGCUGCUGGAUGCGCACGUCGAGGCCGGGAAGCUCUCCCACGACGGCAGGCCGGUUCGGGAGGAGCCUGCGGGCGCGAGACGUCCGGCUGGGUUGGGCUGGUGGUCGCGGCUGCGCUUGUUUUAAGGCGGGUAGGGUAGGUAGUUUGGCCCGGAUUGGUGAUGGUUUGUGGGUGGUCUCAGUACCACCUAGCUAGGUGCCUUGGUAAGGUAGCGAGAGUACCUACCUAUGGUACGUUCCAACUCGAGCAUGGCAGUUCGUUGUCUG
Molecule: messenger RNA, 660 nt
Organism: Chaetomium fimeti
Lineage: Eukaryota; Fungi; Ascomycota; Sordariomycetes; Sordariales; Chaetomiaceae
Exons: 2
Coding region: 1-519 (172 amino acids)
Source: RefSeq, a predicted model, not a curated record